UGUAAAAAAAAAAAGAAAAGAAAAGUUGACUUAACUUCAGAUUUCAAGACCACGUGCUGCACAGCUUUUUUUGAGUAAAUAAUAAAUAAAUAAUAUUCAUAUGAAAUAAUAUUAAUUUCAUCAGUUGAAUUGAUUUUUUAUGAUCGUGUCUAAUUGUAUGAUAGGAUAGAGUCAGAAUUUACAGAAAAUAGUUUGCACUGGUAAUCCAAUAAAUACUGUCCUGUCUAGUCAGCAUGCACUACCAUGUAUAUGUAUAAUCCGGUGUAUUUAUUAUAUUUUUUGCACUUGUCUCACACAGUUGAGUAUUUACACUAUAUGUGGCCCUGUGUGCUGUUGCUGCUGAAUUGUUAUAUGCUGCACCACAGUCCUGAAGUGAUGACAUUCCAUUCAAUUCAAUUUAUACACAUCAUGUAAAGGAAUGAGAAUAAAACCCAACUGACUUCAUUUCACUAAUAAUGUUUUUUGUUUGUUUGUUUUUUAUUUAAACAUGUUGCUGUUUAACAAAGAAAAAAAUGGAUAAUUGGGGAUUAUAUGGAAGGCGUCUCCAGUGUCAGCAGUCAGAGGUAAAGCUGCAAAGGAUGUUGUGUUUUGCAGUUUGUCAGUAACAGGUUGCAACGUUUGUCUUAUUAACUUCUAGAUAAAGUGAAGGAAUAACUGUUUAUGAAAAAGUUUUUAUGAAGAUAUGGGAAAAAAUGCUAAUGAUUUAAACACAGAGUGUCUUCACUAGAGUCUAAUCAAGACUACUGACUUUUGCUAAAUAAUACUAAUUAAACUCCAUUGAUAAGGCAACUUACAAUAAAUUCCUAAUUUGUGUAGGACAUAGUUUGCAUAACAUAUUUUUUAAUGAUAUUUUGUUCUUUUUUUUUUCUUGAUAUGCAUUCUAGUUAACAUUAAUAGUAUUUACAAAUAUUAUUUUCCUUUAUGAUUCUAAGCUUGCUAAGUGUAUUUAGUUUAAUUUGACUCUUCCUAAGAUCCGCUGAGGGGAAACAUAAGAGUGCGAUGGAAAUGUUACUGUUAAAACCUAUGGUGCUGAGUGCCCUCUAAGACAUUAUUGUGUGGUCACAGAAUUUGCAAAACAUCAGAAAAUGGUGUGGGUGUUAAAAUGUUCAAAGCUAAAUAGUCCUCCAGUGACUUUAAUUUAGUCAGUUCUCACCCUGAAAAUAAUAUGUUGACUACUGCACAUGGAGGUUGAUAAAGUGGGACACCUGUGUGCGAAGACAGACUCUUGAAGCUCAAACAUGAGUAUAAAACCACAAAACUAGGUCAUCUCCCCUAAAAAGAGAACACAGACUGUGUGAAAAUGCUAAACAUUUUGCCACCGAGCGAAAUGACAUCAGAGGACUGUACACAACGGUUGAAAAACCUCAUCGUCUUGCUUAAAGUAUUAUGGUUCGACUUUUUUAUCAGCAGUGACAAUCCAAGACGCAAGCGGUUUUUGAGUUCCCCUAUGGGUCAGUCAAAUGGAGGAAAGUGUGAGAUAAUUGCUUUAUCAGAGGAGGAAGAAAAGCAGAGCUAUGAGAGCCAGCGAACGAAAAUCAUGACAUGGAUAUCUUCACCGAAGCCUUGCGACUUGUCCUUCUUUUACUGUUCAACUGCAAACUAAGAGUCUGUUAUAUUGUGGCUUGUACUGGUGAGCUGACAGUAGACCAAGACGUCAUUCCUAUUGGCUCCAACCUGACUGUACACUGCCGAUCCAACACUGAGAAAUGUGGCAGGAUCUUCAUCAUGAAGUUUAAUGAUAAGGAAAUUCUAAGGAAGACCAGCUGUUCCAGUGUGACAGCACAAGUGGUUGUGAACGAACCGAAAUUCUCAAUCACCUGUUCUGAGCAACAGGGAAGGACAUCUCGCAUUGUGUGUGGUCGGGACAUCGUGGCUAACCCGAUUCCAAGUCCUCCACAAAUUAAAGAGAUUGCAUUCACGAAAGGCUCCCUUUCCCCCACCAUCCACUGGCACAGCUCAGACAAUAUGGAGAAUCUGACACCCAGUCUGAGGUUUAGAACACAGGAUACUUCACGCUGGAUGGAGGGAAAUGUGACUCAGCUUCACAGAGGGACACUUACGUUGCUGGGGAAUUUGGAGCCACUGACAUUAUAUCAGUUUGAACUGAGAGUCUGCACGGCAUCAGUGACGUAUAACUGCAGCUUGUGGAGUCAGCUGCUCAGUAUGACCAGCCCUGGAAAAGCACCCUCGACCAAGCUCGAUGUGUGGAGAGUAAUCAUGCGAAAUGAAGACACUCAGAACGUGACAGUCAUGUGGAAGCCUUUAGGUACAGAGGUCUAUAAAGGAGUCUUGCACCAUUAUGAAAUAGUCUAUCAAGAGAAGGGCACUACACACAUUCUGAAUUGUUCAAGGGCUGUUACGCAGUACACACUUCAACUGCCCCUGGAGGUGACAGAGCUGAAUGUCAGUGCUGUUACAUCAGCAGGAAGUUCACCACCAGCUUCAGUGAAACUGACCUGUUCAGCAGGUAUACCAUCUCCAGAAAUAAAGUCAAGCCAUGCAGCAGGGGGCGGCAUAAACCUUGUGUGGGAUUCACCUCACUUCUCAGAUAAGACUUCAGAGCAAAUGCUGGGUUUUGUAGUUCAGUGGCAAUGCACCCCGCUUCAAGUCCAGUGGAAGAGAAAUGAAAAAAGCUACAACUCAGUAUACAUUCAUGCUCCAGAACCAACUCUGUGCAACAUUUCACUCUAUGUUGAGAGCAGUGACGGAGUGUCAUGUCCUUCUUUUAAACAAAUCCAUACGAUCAAGAAAGGUUUGGAAGAGAAUAAAAGUGUCCCUGUUACAGAGGUCUUAAAAGUGGAAUCUGCUCCAGGGAGAACAAAAGAUAGAUUGGUCGGGAUUUGCCUCAUAACCGCGAUUCCUAUCAUUAUCAUUGUGAAUCUAAUGUACUUGAAAUGUACACGACAAAGAAUAAGGAAGGUGUUUGUGUCAGUGGGACCCUCUUGGCUUUUUCAGAAUUUACCUAAACUUGGAAACAGCAAUGCCAUCAAAUUACUGAAGGAUGAGAGGUGUGGUUCUGAUCUGUGCUGGCAACCCAUGGACAACGACCCACCCUUAUCUCCAGUUGAGGACUACAGUCCGCCUUUGGAAAGGAAGGACUCGUACCCCAUUGCACACAAAGAAGUAACCACAGAGGAGAGGAUGGUUGUGCAGGACUGGACAGUCUGUCCUUAUAAACCUCAAAUCAUGAUUUCUCAAGGAGCAGAGGCGGAGUGUGAGGUAGCCGAGAAGGAAGAAGAUGAGCCUCCUUGGGUGGACUUCUCCUCACCUGUCUUCAAUAUGUUUGAACAACAUUUUCUUCCAAGUCAAGGAAUGUGUGCACCUCUGCCAAGCUGCUUGACUGUGGAUGGAAGACCUGUAUCUAUGGAUCUUGUUGAUGGCUUCCCCUUUUUUACUCCAACUGCGUUCGAUGGAAACAUGUUGACAAACGAUAGGCCUGCAGAAACUGGAAAUGGUGAGCAGAAUAAGCAUCAAUGCCAGACAGUGUUACCCAGUAACCUGAUGAGAUGCUUGAGAGAGCCUUUUUUUUAAUGACAGACCUCCUUUCUCAGUCCAGAGUCUGCACACUCUACAGUUUGAUGAGCAAUUGCUAUAAAACGUUCUACAACAAAAGGUUCACAUCUGUAUGAAAAUCCUUGAGUGUGAAAUUGCACGUUCCCCUACAUCAGCCAUGUGUAAUAAAAUGCAAAUUAUAUGGGAACUGAGCAAAACAUUUACAUUUACUACACCCUUUCAUCCAAAGCAGUUUACAGUUGAGCUGAGCACAUGAGGGAUAAGGGACUUGCUAAAAGCACCCAACGGUUGCUGGAGUUGAACUUACAACCUUCCCAUAAGAAGUCUAGAGCCCUAACCACUCGGUCACCGCUGCCCUGGACUUAUGUAUAAGUGCAUCACAAACUAAAUAGCCAUCAUGAGGUUCUUUAAGACAGGGGUUCUCAAAGUGCACUCAGUGACCUCCAUAGGUUUUUUUUUGUUGGCUAUCAAAAUCCCCCAUCAUAAGUUACAGUAUAUUGAUUACUGAGUUAUAAACCAAACCUCAAUAACUCAAAAACAAGUAGGCCUAUAAAUAAUGACAACUUAGAUGAAAUGUGUUGUGUGUGUGUGUGUGUGUGGAACGUUCAAGAAUGAAAAUCUCUUUACCUCCAAUAAAUAGCUAAAAAUAAUAAUAAGGAGUCUAAUAUUUGAAUAGAUACUGCAGAUUAUGUUGGUUAAAAGAAAUUUGUGCUGAGGAAGUCUUUGUAUUUUAUUUUAAUGCAUUUUUAAAGUCUCUGGCUGAAACACCGCCCCCAACCCCCCCACCCACCCCCAUAGAGUCACUUGUAUAAACAAGAGUUGCACUGAUUUUCAGCAUUAAUGUGUGGGUUUUUUUCGUUUUUUUUUUUAAAUAAUUGGUUCUUUUGUUACUGAAUUCAUUGAGAGUGAAAUGACAUGAGAGGUGUGUAGAGACUAGAAACAGAUCAGAUAACAAUACAAUAUCAGGCAGUGCUAACCAAUGACCCAGUGAGGUGGUUAUGACUUGGAGACUUCCUUAAAUGACAGACCUCCCUCACCACACAUAUCAACACAGUUCAUUCAUUGUGCACCAAAAACAUAAGACUGUAUCUCUUAUGCACUUCUGUAGAUAACUUAAUUCUGAAAUAAGACAUUAAAGGAUAAUGAUAAUAACCUGCCAUAACCUACAAUUUUAGAACCUGAUCUCAUGAAAAAAAAAAAGAAUUCCAAGAAGUGAGGACAAUGUGGUAGAAUUGAAUUCUGUUUCAUACUAAACAAAUCAUAUAAUGAAUUGAAUUGUGUGAAUUGUUAUGGAUUUGCAAGAGUAAUACCAUACCAUAUUGGUAUUUUUUCUUUUUUCUUUACAGAAUCUGUAGAACAUUUCAAGUGCAAUUCAUUUAUACAGUUGGGUAUAUAAGUAUUUGGACAGUGACACAAUUUUCAUAAUUUUUCCCCCCUCUGUACAACAGCACAAUGAAUUGAAAUGACGCAAUCAAUAUGUGAGUGAAGUGUAGACUUUCUGCUUGAAUUCAAGUUUUUAACAAAAAAAUUUGCAUCCUUAAAUCGUCCCUCCAUUUUCGCAUUCUACUAAGAGUAUUUUUAAUGCUUGGAUGCAAAUCCUUUGCAGUCAAUGAUUGCCUGAAGUCUGGAACCCAUGGACAUCACCAAAUGCUGAGUUUCCUCCCUGGAGAUGCUUUGCCAGGCUUUUACUAGAGCUGCCUUGGGUUGCUGUUUGUUUGUGAGUCUUUCUGCCUUCAGGUUUGUCUUAGUAAGUGAAAAGCAUGCUCAAUUGGGUUGAGGUCAUCAGACAUUUAAGAACUUUAUUUGCCUUAAGAAGCUCCUAGGUUUCUUGAGCUGUACGUUGUAGGUCUUUAAGAUCUGUACUGUAAAGCACUGUCCUAUCAGUUUUGUAGCAUUUGGCUGAGUCGGAGCACAAAGUAUAGCUCUAUAGAGUCUUCAGGAUUCAUCCUGCUACUUCUAUUAGCAGUCACAUCAUCAAUAAUCUCCAUUGACCCAGUUCCAUUGGCAGCCAUACAUGCCCAUGCAAUAACACUUCCUCCACAUGUUUGACAGAUGAUGUGGUAUGCUUUGGAUCAUGAUCCCUUCUCCAUACUCUUCUCUUCCCAUCAUCCUGGUACAAGUUAAUCUUCCAUCAGAACUGGGCAGGGUUUUUUUUUACAGGUUUUCUUUUAGCAAAGUCUAAUCUGGUGUUUCUGCUCCUGAGUGUUAUCAGUGGUUUAUCUUGAGGUAAACUGUCUGUGUUUACAUUCAUGAAGGUAUCUCUUGAUUGUAGACUUUGACAAUGAUACGCCUACCUCCUCCAGAAUGUUGUUGUUGUGAAGGGUUUUUCUUCAACAAGGAAAGAAUUCUGCAUUCAUCCGCUUUAGUUUUCUUCCAGGCCUUUUGGUGUUGCUGAGCUCGCCAGUGCAUUCCUUCUGUUUAAGAAUGUACCAGAUUGUUGUGGCCGCUCCUAAACUUUCUGCUAUCUCUCUGAUAGGUCUGUUAUGUUUUUUCAGCCUAAUGAUGGCCUCCUUCAAUUGCAUCAUCACCUCUUUGGACCACAUAUUGAGAGUUCCUAUGAACAGCUACCAAAGGCAAAUUCAACAUGUGGAAUCAACUCCAGACCUUUCAUCUCCUUAAUCUGUCAUGAAAUAAUGAGGAAACAGGCCACACCUGGCCAUGAAACUGCUUAUCAGUCAAUUGUCCAAUUACUUUUGGGCCUGUGAAAAUGGAUGGAGUCUGGGAAAAUUGGCUGUAAUUCCUAAACGGUUAAUGCAAUAGUUUUGUUAAACUCAUUGAAUUAACGCUGAAAGUCUACACUUCAAUCACAUCUUGAUUGCUUCAUUGGAAAUCCAUUGUGGUGGUGUACAGAGGCAAAAUUACAAACAUUGUGUCACUGGACCUGAUUGAAUGAUUUUCACAUAUAACACUCAUUUUCAAUGUAUUAUUUCUUUUCUUCUUUUUUUUCAAUUUAGCACAAAAAUAAAACUUUUGGAAGACAUCAAGGAUCAAAAAGUGGUCAUUUUCAUGUAAAAUGCCCUGACACUCCUCAUGUCAUCCUUUUGAAUGUAAUCAAUCUAUGGACACACAUAAUCUGAUUCUUCUAACAGAUUCUUCUCAAUUCCUACCUUGAUGAAACGUCUGUAUGUUUCAAUGAGUAUUAAUAAGUACUGUUUUCUUAGCAUGAAAACCUCUAUGUAUGUGUAGUUUUUACAUGCCCAAUUGUAAAGUUUACAAAGCAGGACAAUAAUGAUCUACUCAUAGGAUCUACAAGAGUUCUGGUUCUACUUCAUUCUUUGUGAAUUUUUUACACAUUUGAAUUUUCUAGCCAUUCUAGGGUUUUAUGGUGCGACUUCUCGAAAAUUGCCUCACACAAUGAUAUGGAAAGUGAAAGGCAUUCAUACAGAUGUGAUGACGCAGUCAUCUGCCAUAGACAGGUGAAAUGAAAUGAAAUGGUCCAGACAUUGACUGAUAUUGUAUAAUGUGUUUUGAUUAAUUUUUUUUUAUGUUGAGCAUGCUUAUGUUGUUUGUUUCUUUUGUGAGACUGAAUCGCUGCUAUUGUACUAAUUACAGACUUGUUGAUUGUUGUUCUAAGGGCUUGUUUCUCUACUCACUUUUAGUCAUGUUCACACUUUGCAGAACCACAUGGGCCACAAGCCAGUUUUUAUAACUUCCUGAGAAAAUUCUCACGCCAAGCAUGUGAGAAAGUGUAACAUACUACAGAAUGUGCAUUAUAUUUGUAUUAUACAUGCUAUUGGUUUAUAGCGGCAAAUUCCCAAAUUAGGUUAACAAAAAUCAUUUCCCAAUGAGUCCAAAACAUUUUGUCUAUGAAAUUUGUACAUUAAGCAUUGAUAUAUAAUGAAAGAGUCAAA
Ictalurus furcatus (blue catfish) is the source of this 7364-nucleotide messenger RNA. RefSeq names its product interleukin 23 receptor (gene il23r). Lineage: Eukaryota; Metazoa; Chordata; Actinopteri; Siluriformes; Ictaluridae. The record is from RefSeq and is a predicted model, not a curated record. The coding region runs from base 1543 to 3531 and encodes 662 amino acids. Gene Ontology annotation, molecular function: protein binding. The transcript is spliced from 13 exons.